Molecule: messenger RNA, 30735 nt
Organism: Acinonyx jubatus (cheetah)
Lineage: Eukaryota; Metazoa; Chordata; Mammalia; Carnivora; Felidae
Gene: FLRT2
Product: fibronectin leucine rich transmembrane protein 2
Exons: 2
Coding region: 16011-17993 (660 amino acids)
Molecular function (GO): protein binding
Source: RefSeq, a predicted model, not a curated record
UUCAGAAUGUGGGAAGGUGCCCCCAACUGUCACUAGUGUAUUUUAUGUCACUUCAAAGUACCUGUGGACAGUCCUCUGCUUUUCCAUACAAGAGUAAGCUUAGGAAUGCUUAGCUUCAUUCUAGGUCAGGCUACAUGCAGAUAUAGACCCUCUCCUCUGCUGCUUUAUUGCCAAUUACAUUAAAUACAGUACUUGGCAAGUUUAUUAAUACUGUACUGUAGUCAACAUCCAUGCCAGUGUAUAAAAUGACCCCCAUGCAGAAAAAGAUUCCAUUGAGCCAAUAGAUAGCAAUAAUUCCACUAGUGAUAGUGAAAGUCGUCCUACACAAUAACACUCCUCUCUUGUCACGCUCGCACCAGCCAUGAAGGCUUUCAAAGAUAAAUGCAGAUUAAUUUGUUGAUUUUUCUUUAUAUUUUGUAUUUUCUUUAUUAUUUUGUACUAUACUGCAGUAUUGUAAUUAUUUUUAUAUGAAUAUUUUUGGGUUGUGGAACGAAUCAUCUGAGUUUCCGUUAUUUCUUUUGGGGAAAUUCGCUUUGAUAUACAAGUGCUUUGGAUUACAAGCAUGUUUCCAGAAUGAAUUAUGCUUGCAAAGCUUUUACUGUACUAGCAAAUACAUGGCGACCCAAUGGGUCCAGAGAAACACACUCUCUUGCUUCUCAUUCUUACCAUUUAGUGAGCCGUGUGGCCUUCCAUGUGGUAGGUACUUCACACAUACUGAUUUAUUUCAUCCUCAUGGUAGUUUUUGUAAUUACAUGCUGGUAUUUACAUUUUGCCAGUAACUAAGGGGCUCAGAGGGUUUGAAUAACCUGCCCCAGAUCUCAUGGACAGUCAAGGUAGAACUUGGAUUUAAAAAGAGGUCUGAGCAACUCUCAAGAGAGUCUUUAUCGCUACUUUCCACUCUACUGAAGUUCUAUUAACUAUAGACCAUGCUUCAGUUUUAACUCUCCAGUUCUUGGCCACUCUUACAACUGAUUAGACAUACUUUCUAUGUUAAAAGCUUCUCAUGGCUGAACCGUGCCUUUGGAUAUUUGAAGUUCAUAGUUAGCAACCUAGAAUUGUCAGAUAUAGUCCAUGGGAGGCAAAUUCUCAUCGAUUUUAAAUGGAGGGCUAAAUUGUAAAUGGAGGAGUUAUAUUAAAUGGUUAGAAUAUCACAGAGAAGAAAGUCUGCUGAUAGCAAGAGAAGGAAACACUUUCUCCUCCAUCAUUUCUACCACAGAUACAAUAUACACGCAUGCACGCAUGCAUGCACGCACACACACACACACACACCCCAUAUCCUUGGAAGCAAAAAGUCAUUGAGUUUUAUAUUCAGUAAAGUGCAAUUAGAUUUUUCUUUACUCACUUUUAAUGCUAUGUUAACAUUUACCGAUACAAUGAAGAAACAGCUUACAUCUGUUGAGAUAAUUCCUGAUUCAAAUGUGGAUUUCUUUAUGCUAUAUUGUGAUUGGACACUUACUUUGUAGCUAAGGAGUUUACACAUUAGCUAAGGAUAGAAAAAUGUCUCAGCUCCUUCUGUUGGGUGUGCCAACUCCUUCAGCUGUUCAAGCCAGGAUGUAAGGAAGAAUUGUUUAGAAAUGACAGCAUGGGGUGAGUUCGGGCAUUAGGUGUCAGAGAUGCUAUUCUCGGUCAUGAUUCUGGAUUGCGAAUUUUAAGUGAGUGAUUUUUCCCUCAGCAUCUUCCUCUGAGUAGUGAAGAAGUGGUCCAUGAUAAUAUUUCAUUAACUAGUAUUUGGGUAUACAUGAUCUCCUUUGGACAUUCUCACAUUAACACUUAAGAUUUCAGACAUCUGACCCCCCUCUAAAGGCUUAAUGGAGUGAUUUGAGCCAUCAGAGAAAUCAAACUUAUUGUGUCUUCCUCAUUUCCUUUUAUUAGUCUGGGUUAAAACAGUCUUUCUCAAAUAUGUGUGUAUCCAGACUCUCCCACAAGCAGGUAAACACAGUGCUGUUUGUCCCAUAGGGGAAAUAAUCUGUAGGGGAGUCUCAGGAGUCAGCAUUUUCGAAGGCCUUCUUAGGAAAUCACAAAGCACGGUAAUGAUUUGCACCAUUCACCGGUUCAAAAAUAGUUCAUUCAAAAUUAGCUCAUGACUGAUCAUAAGCGUAAUAGAUUCGAUACAUAAAAAUACAGCCUGCCCAAUUAAAUUCAAAGUUUUGAUAAACAGUGAAUGUAUAUGUAUAAAUAUAUGCAUAUAUAUAAUUGCAUGCAUGUGUCCUAUGCUCUGUUUGUAUCUUAUUUUACUUUACCUGGCAGCCUUUCAUGUGACAGAAGCCUAACACUUGGGUGUUUCACAAGUGUUAAUACUAGGAAGUCAGAAAGGAUCCUGACACAAAAAGGCUAUGUGGAGACUUUGGUACUGUUAACUUGUAUCUUGAUCCUUUUGAGAGCAUUAUAUUAGAAAGAAAUUUGAAGAUGCCUUUUUUAUCUUUUAUUCCUUUCUUUGCCUUUAUGCUGCAUUUUGCCAUUGUUGAAUUCACUUUUAUUUCUUAAAUAAAUUGGAGGGUUUUUUUUAGAGUGCAGGGGAAUUUAGCCACAUGGCUCCUAUUAAGCCAUCACUUUAUGUGGAAAUUUGUUCCAGUGCUUCUCAUGUGGGUACCAACCACCUUCUCCCUAAAUCACGGAGCUCUAUUUUGAUGUGAGGCUUAUGAGGAACCUAAGAGUUCCCUGUUGACUAAUUUGUUGUCUUCCCAAAUAGUUAUUCUUCCAAAUGGAAUAUUUUCCUCUGUCAUUGAGUUGCAUCUCUUUAGUCUCUUUUGGAAAAAAAAUUUACCCAGGACAUGCUGUUUACAAUAGGCAACAAAGGCAUCGGCCAUCAUUCGAGAGGAGACCGGGUCAUUGCCAACACCACUAGGAUUCAUUUAGGUUGAAAUUGAUCUCUGGGUACCGCCCACCCUUAUUAUAGACUGACUCAGCGGGAAAGGCCUGUAGUCAUUGGGUAAGCAAAUAUUUUCAUUUUGGCUUUUAUUUAAUAAAUUAUUGGGCGUGGUUUUCCAUGCACUUAACGGACACACUUGUGAAGAUGACAGAUACUCGCACAGAGUCUGUACUAGGUGGUUGUGAUUACCAAGGAAAUGGUUCAGCUGCUCGGACCCAACCUGAUUAUCACCCUGAAGGUUGUUUAUUCCCAAGUGUUGCUCCUGAGCUUUUCCCAUGUCACUGAGAUCUCGAAACCUGAACCCAAAUCAUCCCCCCCAAGUCCUUGUGUGUGAAAUGGGCCCGAUGUUAUAUUGCAGGUAAAUGUUGAAUGUGUAUAUCUGAUACUUCCGGAUGCCUUUGAAUGGAGUGUAGGUGGGUGGGACACGGGACUUUGUGACCUGCAACCCUAUUUCUCAUUUUCUGGGGCUGUUGAUAAUUUGAUUAGGUCUUACAUAAAUAUUUCUUCAAACUCAAAAAAUACCUAUCAGUACCCCUGUCUCCCCCUCAAAACAUUGUUUUAGAAUGGAUUAAGGGGUCCUGCAGCUCAAGGAAGAGAAGAUGAAUGCCUCCAAAUUGACUCACUUUUUUUUUUUUUAAGUUAGGUUGGAACUGGAGAAAUGAGAUAGUUCUCUGCUUUGGGACAGGCACAUCGGCCUCCCCAGUGGCACUCUCAUGCAAAGGGCAGCUAACAGUAGUAAUGAGAGAGGAGCAGUUUGGAUUCCCAAGUCCCCCAACCAACAUUGCUUACAGCAAGUGUUGAAAACCAUGCCUCGGACUGUCCUUCUCCCUGUGGGGCAAAGCAUUAAUGAAGAGGCCAAAGGCAGCAAUGUCCAGCCCCUCCGGGAGGUGCAGACAGUGAGUGUGUGCACGAGGGGAGACAGAAUGGGGGCCUGCCUUUGUUCUACCUCAGCCCCCUUCCAGUCGUAGUUCCCCCAUUCAGUGCCUUGGCUUCCGAGUGUCAAAUUGUUGAUCUGUAAAGAAGUGAUAAUACUACCUUCUUGGCUGGGCUAUCCAGAAGAUUAAAGCAAGUAAUAUAUGUUAAGUGCUUAGCACAAUGUCUGGGAGAGACAUGGCUUUUAAGGAGUUCAGUAAACCUUAAUUCCCUCCUGCCUGUAAAACUCCAUUUGGGAGGGUAUAUUCUAGGAUACUUAUUGCGUUAACUCUUUAAGAGAUUAUUCACAACCUUGCUUAUUUAUUGUCUGCACUCUCUCUGAUUAAUAACCUACUAUUGAGUUCACCAGUGACCAUCGGAGGUAAAAUGAUCUUUCUCUCCUCACAAUUUGUGUCGUAUUUGAAAUUCAGGUCAUCAGAAGCAGUCUCAGAAACUCAUGACCAAACCCGCAGUUAUUUGGGUUUCCUUCAGAUUCACUGCUAUUUUUUUUAAUUACAUGUGUUUUCCUAUUUUCCUUUCAGGACAAGAGCUACGUAUUUUCAUCACCAUGGUUAUCUUCUGAUGCUUUAAAGUAUUUCCCUGUUUUCCUCUAUUUGGGCAUAGAGGCAUGGACGUUGUACUUUGUCUAAAAGUAUUUACUGUCUCCAAAGAGUAGACAGAGUAACUUAAAUUUAUAAAGUGCUAAAACAUUAUCAUUAUUUUGUGUUUGGUGCUUGCAAACUCAGAACUUUACAUGUUGGGAAGAGCUUUCAACACCUUCUUUCCCUCCUUUGAAAAAUAAUCAACAUAUUGCCUCUAGCAUUCUUUCGAGGAAAGGCAAAGAUUGUGUUUUCUGAUUUUUGAGCAUAUAAUUUUUAUAGCAAUGGCAGUACAAACUGCUUGUACCUUUUGGGGGUAACUUAACAAUACGUUGUCUUUUUUUGUUAACAAACUCAUUCAGAUUUACAGCUCUUCAUAUUAAAACCAAUUACUUGCUUGAUGGUAGAUAUAUUCCAUUACAUUGGAGAAAGGGCAUUAUAGAUAUACCUUGGAGGCAUUCCAGAUCCCCAAGAGCAUUCAUCUACUGUGCUAAGAAGGGAGCAAACAUUCUGAUGGCCAGCCCAAGUCCUUGACAUGAAAGUCAUGAUGAGCACAUGGUUUGUAUUUCUGUUUAGAAAAAGUGAAAAGCCAGUUCUGCCCAUGAUCUUAAAUAUUAUUACUCCUCUAACUAUAGCUCCGGCCAUUGGUCAGCAAACUCUGCCACCCUUGUUAAAAACAAAAUGGAAAUUCAAAUCUCACAAUAAACAAGGAAGAGAAGAUGGGAGCCUCCAAAUUGACUCACCUUGUAACGGAUUGCCACUUGUAUUUUUCAUUUUGGGUUGGCAAAUCUGAGGCUCGUGGGAUUCCAUUGUGGGUGACCCCAUUUAAAUAAUUAUUCAAAGACUUUCAAAUCGUAUCAUUCUGAUGCUUGCGUUUGCUGUUGGAGUAGAAAACUACAAAGCUGAAUCGAUUUUUUAAAAUUUAUUUUUGUAUUUUGUCAGUAUGUAUAAAAAUGGAGGAUAGGAAGGGAAAUGAUUCAUUUUAAAUGACGUAUGAAUCCAUUUUUCUCCUGCAGUGCUGUUACAGAACUCCUGUUGACAUUAAGGAGAGUUGAGUGCAUCAUGAGGAGGAGAAUUCUACUAACUAGUCUAGUGCUGCUACCAUUAAAAGGAGGUGCAUGGAUUUUUAUUAAUUCCCUGCAUCCGUCACCCCCUUGGAUAUUCUGCUUUCUAGGCACUAUGCUCAUUGUUAGUCAUCUUCUUAGCCUCCGAGGACUAUGCCCUGCCUUCGAUAUGUGUGUUCUGCUUCCUCUACUGUCGAUAGGACUUGAGCCAGAAGGUCAAGGACAGACUUGGGCCUUUAUUCAGCAAACAACAAUCACUGCCUUUACAGAGUUUGUCAAGCUCUGAGUUGAGGAGGAAAGAGCCAGAUAUUUUUAAUAUUGCCUGGGUGCUGCUCUUUUUAUUGUCAACCAUGCACAAAAGGACAUCCAGUCUGUUGUUGUUUUUAAUACAUAGACCCCCCCUUUUUUUUCUCUAUUUCUACGUAUAACCAUUCAGAAAGCUGCUAAGCAUUCCAGGAUGGCACUUUUGCUGACUCGUGCCUACACAAAAAUCACAGGGGCACUUUGUUGACUAGGUGGCGUAAAAGCAUAUUGCAAACAUCAUUAUCAGAUGAGAACAUCUUUAUAUAACCAUUUUGAAUAAUAAUGGCAGCAGUAGCAAUGCUAACUGAUGGAUGAUAAACCAAGAAUCCAUGGCCAAGUGGCUGUCUCUAAGAAGUCACCUUGCAAAUAAGAGGCCAAGUGGUGGGAAGGAUACAUUGGCCUCCUACCUAGGGCUGACGCUGGCCAAGAAAAUAGAGGCCACAACAGAGUAGGGAAGUUGAGGGUUGGGGAAUGCUAACAAACCUUGGUUUUUGGUUAUUUCAUGUAUUGGCUUUAUGUAGCUCAAUGUAGGAGCACUUUUAUAAGAAGAGUAUUCCUUCCAAUUGUAGGCUCAUACAAAGUCACAGAUAGCUCUGUUGGAGGGUGAAACACCCCUGUCAGGUGGUAAAAGGGGUAAGCUGAGUCUAACUGAAAUAUAGAUGGCUGUCUAUGCUCCUUCAACCCACACGGGCACUUCAAAACCUGGAACCAUCUUAUAAACCUGGGAAAUAUCUGUGCAGCAGAAACACAUUGCUUCUGGUUGAAAAACCUUCCAUCUUCUGGUCCUCCCAGCAGCUCUGAUAGGAAUCAGCUUUUGGAAAGCAUUUUGAAUUCUUUAUUUGAGUUGACUGGCAUCUGCAGUGAAUCUCCACUCAUAUUCUAGUCUCCCCUUAGCAGAAGAGCCUUCUUCCAGAUGGCCCCAAUGGGUCUGAUGCCCCCCUUCCUCUCAGAGCCUUCUUUGAAGUGCAGUGGUUGGUGGGAGUGAGAAGCCAGAGGGGAGGAGUGGGAGCCAGCUGAAAUUCAUGCUGCCUGGUGGGCUUACAGGUUUCUCCUUCCCUCUCUCUUUUCUAAUGUAUAUAUGAUUUUGAUUUUGAAAUGUUUGCCUUCUCUGGACGAAAGUAAGAGAGAGUUGGUCUGGUUUUAAAGAACACCCCCAGGGCCAUCCUGUUUAUGCAUAGUUGAUGGUGACAAGCAGCUGGCACCAAAGCCAUCAGUGCCAGGAUUAGGAAAUUGGGUGUAUACUCAUUUUAUUUAUGCUUGAAUUAUUGGGGGUCCCUACCCCCAAUGUGGUGGCUAAGGGUUGGGACGUUUCAGGAAAUGUAUAACUGCGUUCUGAUGCUCUCUCUUUCCUAGUAUCUCAUUUUCCAGCUACCUGGAGAAAACUACUUUACCUCUCAGAACCUCAAUAUUCCAUAUCUGUAAAAUGGAAAUCAAACUCUUGGCUCAUAGGGCUGUUUGGAAGAUUAAAGGACACAGUCUUUUAAAGCCCUUUGGAUAGUUUCUGGUUUGUCAUAACUACUUAAGAACCUGAAUCCCUUGUCAUUAUCAGGACCAUGUUUACAGUGCAACGAGUUUUUACUGAAUCUGUAUAGAGAUCUAGAGGGCAAGAACUGACAGGGUCUCCUUAAAAGCAACACCUUUGGAAUAAUAACGAAUACUCUUGGGAGGAUAUAUGCCAAUAAUCCAGAUGAGAGGGGGUGGUCAUUCGAUGCCUAGGCUAUUGGAAUUUCUUAACAUGAGUAGUUCUCAAAAGGGGGUGCUUGGGUCAUUUGUAGAUUUGUCCUUGAACACUCAGUAGUCUGCUUUGGUUGUCUCAAUUGUGUCACUCAGAUGUGCAUCUUGUCUUUCUGUUUUUAGUUGUUUGUUGGAUUUCUCCCAAAGUAUUUGUGGCUAAAAUUCCUUUUGGACUCUGAGCUGCCUUUUUUACAUAAGCCUUGGAAUGGAGUCAAUAGAAUGUCAAGAUGCCAGGCACAUUCAGCUUAAUAGCAGGUGGGUGUCUGCCGGUCAGCGUGCCUGAUUUGCCUGACAGUAGCAAAUUUAGGCCAGAAUUAAUGAGCCAGAGAAGGUGCUGUUGGUGUUGCAGGAUUUCUGCAGAGUUUCCAGAAGUCAUUUUGUUUUCUCCUCCUAAUGCGAUCACGCGUGCUGAAGAAAUUUGGGUUCACGUACGCGCCCUUGUGCGCGUGUGGUGUGUGCGCAUACGUUUAACGUGACAUCGAGCCGACUCAUUCUUGGAAAAUAACCUUGACACACAGACCUCAAAAUCUGGCUCAUAAACCUCAGGAGAGUUGAGUUGAAGGUAACCGUUUGUCUCGGUCUUUUUAGUGGUCAAGGAGAAGAAAACACGCAAACGCUGAGUAAAUUGCUGAGGUUUUGGUUUACACGUCGUAGGACACAUUCCUGUUGUAUGAAGAACAAUGUCAGAAAACAACAGGUCAGCGGAAGGGAGAUCCCCUGGGGGAAGGGAAUGGAGUCACAAGCCAGGGACUACUGUGUUCCAAUCUUCUGCUGUUUAGAGGAUGUUUAACAUUGAAAACACCACCUGCCUUUUCACUUUCUUUUCCUCUGGGUCUUUACUUAGGUAUCAGGGAGUAGAAAAAGACUAAAUAUGGAAAUGCAAGUGAAGUGGUUGGUGUGCCUCAUAGCUACUUCCUCAGCGGUGGCUUUCUAGCUCAUCUGUAGAGAGAGAACACAGAGAUGGUUCUAGUUUCUUCCCUGUUGAUGUUUUAGUUGGUCCUUUUUUCUUACUCUGUGUCUGGCAUCAGGCUUUCUCUUGUUUCAGCUUUGGAUUUCAGAUAGACACUCGACUCUGGAAUGUAUGCUUUCUAAUCGUUGGCCACGAUGCCCUUUAAAUUCCUGUGACCUCCCACGGCGCGAUGAUAUUAAAUAUCCUGAUCUAGAUUUGGGCAGAGGAUGAAUAAAAUGGAAAUGAGGUUUAUGCAAAUGAGCUUCCCAUUUGUUUGGAGAGGGUCCGGAGGCUGCUGUGGCAGUCAUGGAGUAUUCCAGGAUUCUAGAACAGAGCAAGCAGUGCUCUGAAUGACAAGCCCGAGGCUUCACGUGGCUCAUUACAGGAUGCCACCUACCCCAGAGAAGACUGGCCUCUAUAUUUAGUGGUCAAAGAAAGGAAAACAAUAGUUUGACUGUACCAUUCAGCCCUAAUUUAAACAGUUUAGAAAAUUCUACCACAUCUCCACUUCUCGGAACAAAUUGAUGGUUGUUCCCUUCCUUUGGUUCAAAGCCCCAGUCCUCAUGGACGUCUGUAGUGAUGAGUGCAGCACGUUAGCACUGGACGAUUUCCAUUUUCGUCUGGAAUAAGAGGUUAAAUUCUCCCUGUGCAAUAGUCAUAAAGUUUGCUAUAUGGUGUCAAUUAUUUUUAAAUUUAUAGAAAUAGAUUUUAAUAAUAAAGUUAUUUAUUUUUAUUCAGGAAAAAAGUGUGUGUAUUUAUUAGGGCUAUGAAGAUAGUGCCCAAAGUUGCUUUGCCAUAUUUCACCAGAAUGAAAAAGAGAUCUAAUAUUUGGGGUUAUUUUGCAGUGUUAUUUCUGAAUAUUAUUCUAUCCACAAUUAGGACGUGUGACAACAAUGAUUCUGUCAUCGCAUUUCAGCUUGGGUCAUAGCCUUUGAAGGGAUGAAGCCCGGGCUGUGGAUGACAGCUGUACCUGCAAACGUGGAUGCAAUCUGGCAUUAAUUUAUGCGUUUCCCUACAGUGAGGGGCACGGUUCUCUUUUUGUGGUAUUCCUACUUUACCCUGGCUGUUCUUUUGUUGGAGGUUCGCAAAUGGAGAGCAUCAUCAGUGCAGUUUGUCAGUGGAAAAAUUAAAGGCUUUGGAGGAAGAGCUAAUUUUAAAUAUUUACUUGACUAUUAAUUUUUUUCUGAGUCUCUGUUUUCAUGUCUCUAAAAGCUGUACAUAAGAAGUCUUUCUGGAACGUUCUUAGGAAGUUUAAAUGAGAGGAUAUUUAUAGUGAGCAGUACCUCUAACAGUGGAAGAUAUUUACUUACUAACAGCUGUCACCCCAUACCCUGUAUGAUAUACCAGGCGCAAGAUAUGUUCCGGUCCUAUUAUAUAUGCAGGCUGGUGGUAAGGCAAAAUGAAUGGAGUUUUGAUAUGAUUCUGUUCAGCAGCCAGAUGAGCAUUAGUUUGAUGUAAUCUAUUCUUACAAUUACAUGAUGUGUGUGUGGAGGGAGGGGGAGCAGGUUGGUAAUCAUGGUUUGUUUGAAUUCAGGAGCCUCUAUGAAAGUGAUAGAAAGCUUGAGAUGGGGAAACUAAGAAAGAAGUAGAAAUUAUUUGUCCAGUUACUCUGGGAGAUCAUUUUCAGCCCCACUCAUUGAUUUUCAUUUGUACUUAGGGUUUUUUGUUGUUGUUUUUUUUUUUUUUGAGACAGUAGAGCCAAGUGGCUAUGAAGUGUAGAAUCAGGCCAGUCUGGGUCGCGGUUCUGACAUUUAUUGGUGUUCCUCUUCGGUAAGUUACUUACCCGCUGUGGGCUCAGUUUCUUCAUUGGUAUAAUCGGAGUAACUUGAGAACUGACUUCAUAAGGCUACUGUACGGAUUAAAUGAAGACAUCUGGAAUAAGAUGUCUGGCACAUAGUUAGGCACCCAAUAGAUACAACAUAGCUACUUACCAUGAUGUGUAUAAAGGGGAUAAUAGUUCGAUCAUAUGCAGUCGUUGUGUGGAUUACAGGAGAUACUCGUGCAUGGAUUUGUCCUGUAAGAAAGUGCUCAGUAUAUCUAGCCGUUUUUAUUACCAACUCAGGAUGAAAGCACCUAAUGUUGAGAGAUGUUAAGUAGUGACUGUGGAAAAGGACAUCAUUUCAUAGGGUUCCGUAUAUGUUAGACGUACGUUAAUUUUUGUUGUAUAUUUCUACUGUAUUCCUAUAUUCUGUAUAAUUUUUUUCAGAAUAAAAAUUGCUCAUUGUUUCACCGAACAACGUUGUGGGUUAAAGCUAAGCUUCCUGCCCACCCCCGCCCCCUGCACUUAUCAAAAAUUAGAAAGCCAUCUGAGAGGAAAGAACCUAGAGAAAAUUCCUGUGUGAGGAGUGAGAUUGUCCUUGUGAAGGGUUAGGGCUCUAAGACUUGUAUGCAGAAACUCAUUGAGAAAUAAUCUCUGUAAGAUGCUAAAAAUUAUGGGAGGGAGGUAGGGGGAUCCAAUCCUGACAGUGAGAUUGCCUCUCCUAACAUUUCCAAAAAUAAAUACUUCCGGAAAAUUUGUUUCUGUAAGAUAAAUUAAUUUUAAUUUAUACGAUUUUUGUACUGUGCUAUAAUACUUAAAGUAGUAGAGGUAAUGAGAAAAAAAAAUAUAUAAAGUGCACCCGUUUUGUUAAAUCAGAAAUUAAGGAAACACUUUUGACCCAUUCAAAAUCUCGCCGUUGGCUAAAGUGGAAUGGGCAGAUUUCCCAAAUAGUAGCUUCAAGGAAUCAAUCCAUUGAGUGACUGAUGGGCACUCUUUACCAUGAGCAGAAGUCAAAUGUGAGUUAAAGCAAUGAAUUUUGGGAGCAGAAAACUUGCAAUUGAGUAGCUAGCUCCAGAUAUACCCAGAAUAAGGCAGUGGAUGCCAUAGGGAGAAGCUGCGAGCACACUCCAGAGCGCCUACGGGAUGAAGUCAAGAUCAGACUGCCGGUCCACUUAAAGGGUAUUGCUUCCAGGCUUUGUGCAAAGAUGAAAAUCUAACUUCCUUUACCAGGCGGGAGCACUGCAUGCUGAUUGCAGUGCUCUGGAGAGAGUGAAUGCAGGAACCUCCUGAAGAUCAAGGAGAAAAAGGAGGAGGGGGCCUUUCUUAAGCUAAUCAGAAUCUGACAAUGGCUAGAAGGAUGUUUUAAGAAUAGGCGGUGAUUGGCCAAGGUGUUUUGUUAUUGAUUGGCUCCUGCGAUGCACUGGACUGUCUUUAUCCCUGUGAUAGGAUUUAUUUAUUUAUCCCUCAGAGAAUAUGGGCUCCCCCAUUCUCCGGAACCUGGGAGCUUUCAGUCUAGGGAAGGCUCCACAACUCAACUGCUCUCGUCUUAAUCUCUAUUUAAGCAACAGUGAACUAGGGCUCCGUAGCUACUUGCCUCGCCAAACGGAAGAGCUGAUUAGUAUUUGCACAGGACUAGGAAAUGUCUUUUAUGAAUGGGAUGUGCACGUACCAGGCUGUACAGUAUUGACUGGGAGCACUGCACUUCUAUCCUUGUUUAAAUAGUUAGCAGAAGACGUUACAUGGAAAAAAAAAAAAAGAAAGUGCUGAAGCUUUUAAAGAGAAAAAUGUGGAGGCCAAUUAAAGCCACGAAAGGCCUUGUGAAUCGUGCGUUCGUUCUGUAUUCGUGUGCAGGAGUAGACACGGAGGGCCUAGGUUGGGUGACUGGACUCAGUCAGGCUUGGAGGUUCUUCCUUAGCCACUUCUGCAGCUCUUUCUUCCCUUCCUGUCUUUCAGGACAUGACAAUAUGCCCUCCAGAGCCACAGAGGACAGACGUCCUCCUCUGGGCUCCUGUGGCCACUUCUCCACUCACAUGGCAGGCCUCCGCAGAGCAUGACUUCCUGUGCGGUGGCUGACCGCAGGUGCCCGCUGACACAGGGUGCUGAGUGGCACUGAGAGCUGCUUUAAGAGCCCUGCAGAGGUGGUGUGCAUGUCUGCAGCUGCGUGUCUGUGACAAUACUGGCGUGUUCGGGCAUCGCUGGCCCUACCUUCGUCAGGCCUUCUGUGUGGGAGCUAUAUGAGGCUUUUGUACCCCCACUUACUUUUCAUUGCAAACGGGGCAUCAUCCAAAAAGCAUGCAAGGGGGGGCUGGCAGGGGGUGCCUGGGAGAGGCAAUGAAUAAAAAUACAAGAGGGCUGAGGAAAGGCAAGAGACAGGGGAGGGCUUCUGUGGCAUGGUGAAAGAAUAUUUAACUUAGAACCAGGAAAUGUGGUUGGCCUUCUACCACAGCUGCUGACUGGCCGUGUGACCUUGAACCCUGGUUUCUUUAUUUGGAAGAUGGUGGUCUAAUCUUGCAGCUAUCUGCAAGGUGGAGGUGAGAUUAAGGGAGAUAUAAUGCUUGUGGCGUCAUCUGUCAUCAGCACUCAAUAAGUGUCUCCAGUCCCUAAGCCUUUCAAAGCAAUCCCUCUGCAGGUUUGAGUUGAGUAUCUCCCCUCUGGGUUGAAAGAGCAAGAUUGCUUGCUCAAAUGUUUUAUUCCCCAUAACUAGUCUUUUUCAGAUUUGGUUCAUCCCAGACUAUCAUUUUUCUGGACAGUAUUUUACAUUGUUGGUUAAUACUGCCUUCCCCACUCAAAGGGGGCUCGGUAAUGUUCAGUUAUAAGAAAAGUACUAAACUUAUCCUUAUUUUAAAAACCACAAAACUUAUUUCUGGUCACAAAUAUAAGGCAGAAUUUAUUUGCAAAUAAAUAAACCUGAAGUCAAAGAGUAAAGUAACCAAAAAUAGUAAUCUCAGUAUAAAGAAUCCGUGUGUGUGUGUGUGUUAUACAGGAGAGUAUACGUAUAUGUGUUGGGUAUUUUAUUAGGUAUUAUUUUACUUAAUGUGUUAUUUAGAAUUCUAGAUUCUGCAGAAUAAAGUUUGUGGAGAUUAAGGAUGGGUGAAUUUUAUUUUCUUCAUAUUAUAUGUAUCUAAAUCGUAAGAGAUUGGACAAUGCCAUCUGGCCUUGGACUCUGUGACAGGGUUUAGGUGAAGAGCUGGGAAACAAAGAUGAGGUGUUGCAUUUUCUUUUCUUUUUGUCUCCUAGCUUAUUGAAGAAUAAUUGACAAAUAGAAUUGUAUAUACAUUUUCCUUUCUUUUUUCUAUUUUUAUUUCUUUUAGGCAGAGAGAGAGAAAGAGAGAGAGAGAAAGUUAGAGAAUCUCAAGUUGUAAGAAUCUCAGCCCUCUUGUAUCUUUAUUCAAGCAGGCUCCAUGGAGCUGGACCUGAGGCUUGAUCUUACGACCUUGAGAUCAUGACCAGAACUGAAAUCAAGAGUUGGAUGCUUAACCAACUGAGCCAUCCAGGCACUCCACAUUUUCCUUUUUUAAUGUUCUUCAAGAGUGCCAUUGCUUCAGCUUUGCUGUUAGUCAGCAAUAAUGAUAGCAAAUACUUUUAUAUCAUUUAUCUCCUUGGCAUUGGUUCUAUUUGCCAUAUAUAUAUGUAAGCACACAUGCAUAUAUAAAAUACAUAUAUACACACAUAUAUACACACAUAUACAUGCAAAAACAUACAAAAUAUAUGACGUAUGUAAUUCUUUUUAUAGAAGAGGUAAAUGAGGCACAGAGAGGUUAAGUAACUUGCUGACAAGUCACACAGCCAUUGGAGCCAGGCUUCAAUCACAGGGGGCUGUGUGACUUGAGCUUCUAGCAACUUCACUGACUUCAUUGACAAUGCUGGUGUAAGAAAUCAUGCUCGUUUAAUGGGCAUAAAGUUUCCUUACUGCAAGGUGAAUAAGUUCUAGAGAUCUGCUGUGUAACAUUGUGCCUAUAGUUAUAGUACAGUAUUGUAUACUUAACAUUUUGUUAGGAGAGUAGAUCUCAUUCAUUGUUCUUACCACAAUAAAAUGAAAUUAAAAAAGAAAAGAAAAGAAACAAUGCCUCAGACUGGUGUUUCAUAGUCCUGAUAAAUUCCCCCUCUACUGAGGUGUCAAUUCUUCCACAGUUUAGGAGUUGAAAAGAUGGUGUUUUGUUAUGUUUUUUCAACAUAAAAAGUGAAAUAUAAAAAGGGAUCCUGGUUUAAUUUUUUUAAGCAAUUGACGUUAAAACGCCAGCCAGGCAAAUUCUCCUGGGCAUAGUAGACACAGAAUCAAUUGAGGAAUGAUCUUGUCAUUUGUAUAAUGGGGCCAUGAUAUUUCUCAAAGUCAGAAGGAAGAAGUUCACAUCCAAAAUGUCAACACAGGAAGGUAAGCUGGUUCUCAUGGAAUUUAGGUGAAUCAAAGUAAUUCCCACAUAGCUUGUAAAUGUUAAAAAUAGUAGAGAUUUUUUUUGGUAAUUUUUGGAGUUGCCUUCCCUUUAUAAAUUAGUAUUAUCCAGUUUAGCUAUCAGGGAAUCUCACUAUUUUAUAUUACUAAUAUCUGACUUGAUAUUUGGCCUUUGGUUAUGUCUUAGGUAAGGUGUUAUAAUUUCCAGCUUUACCAUCAAGUGAGAAAACUCACUUUUACACUGUUUUCAAAAUGAUAUUAAAAAAAAACCAUUUAUAUUCUUCCAGCAUUUCAGAAUAUGGGCAGAAGUAGAUUUUAAAAACUGCUUGGUAAUCCAUUUUGUAGAUGGCUAAGGAAUGGAAAAAAAAAAAAAAGCAGAGCUCAUCUCGGUCACUCUAAUUGAUACUGACAACAGACACCAUUUCCAAAGAAUUCUUGUGAAAGAGCUACUCCUGCUGUCCAAGACUUCCCUGAUUUGUUUUCUUUGCUCAUUUGAUGUGCAAUCUUGUGGUUUCUGGCCCCCUUCACCAUCUAAAGCAGAAAAACAUAUUCGAUUCUCAGGCUCUUUUAACUGGAACUUGCUCUUCAAUUUCUAACUGUUUCAACAAAUGGAAGGACUUGACUGUGGAAUUUUUUUUUUCCUUUUUAAGUGAACAGUUUGCUGUUGCUCAGACCCUACCACAGGUUCAACAGGCAAAUGAAAACUAUCUCUUCAGAUGUGGUCACCCUUGACAGUUCGAAAGAACAAAAAUUACAACGCUUUAAGACUUGAAAUAAAAACUCAUCCUUGGAAUGAGAGCUCAUGUUCCAAAGAUGAUAUUACAAUGAUAAUAAGUUUUCAUAUUCUCCUUUUAGUCUAAAAUUUCCCUCAUUAAACACUACCCACAAGGCUGUCUUGUCUUCAACAGCCUUAUAGUAAGAGUUCUGGAACCCUUGCUUGGUGAAUGAUGAGGAAGUGUUCUGGGAUGCUGCUUUUAUUUGAGCUUCCUUUUUUAUUUUUGGUGUUGCGGUUAGAUUGAAAUAUUCUGGAAUGAACCAAACUUGACUAUAGUGCAGAUUGAGCUUAACCAAGAAGUUCAUAGUCUGAUCAACACUGACCUGAUCUACAACAUCAGAAGGGAGUUCUGCCUGCCCAGUUGGGCCUCUGUUGACUGCAGAUAACUCGGCUUCACUCAUUGCCUGUGUGGAAAAUUCUCCCUAUUGAUUUUUUGUGUUUUUUUUGUUUUUUUGUUUUUGCACAUGGAGGACAGUAACAAAGACGGCAACACAGGCUGAUAAGAGCAGAGAUCACAGGAGAAUUCUUUUCUUACAGGCCCUUGGGACUUUUCCUCUAGUUGGAGUUCUGGACUUUAACAGAGCCCUUUCCAGUCAUUUUGGUUUUGUUUCUUGUUACUUUCCCACCACCUUGUAUUUUGUUUCCGUACUUCAGAAAUGGGCCUACAGACCACACAGUGGCCCAGCCAUGGGGCUUUUUUCCUGAAGUCUUGGCUUCUCAUUUCCCUGGGGCUGUACUCACAAAUGUCAAAAACCUUGGCGUGCCCUAGCGUGUGCCGCUGCGACAGGAACUUUGUCUACUGUAACGAGCGAAGCUUGACCUCAGUGCCUCUUGGGAUCCCGGAGGGCGUAACCGUACUCUACCUCCACAACAACCAAAUUAAUAAUGCUGGAUUUCCCGCAGAACUGCACAAUGUACGGUCGGUGCACACGGUCUACCUUUAUGGCAACCAACUGGAUGAAUUCCCCAUGAACCUUCCCAAGAACGUCAGAGUCCUCCAUUUGCAGGAAAACAACAUUCAGACCAUUUCGCGGGCUGCUCUCGCCCAGCUCUUGAAGCUCGAAGAGCUUCACCUGGAUGACAACUCGAUAUCCACGGUGGGGGUGGAAGAUGGGGCCUUCCGGGAGGCUGUGAGCCUCAAACUGUUGUUCCUAUCCAAGAAUCACCUGAGCAGCGUGCCCGUUGGGCUUCCUGUGGAUUUGCAAGAGCUGAGAGUGGAUGAAAAUCGUAUCGCUGUCAUAUCAGACAUGGCCUUUCAGAACCUCACGAGCUUAGAGCGUCUGAUCGUGGAUGGGAACCUCCUGACUAACAAGGGCAUUGCCGAGGGCACCUUCAGUCAUCUCACCAAGCUCAAGGAAUUUUCCAUUGUUCGGAAUUCACUCUCCCACCCCCCUCCUGAUCUCCCAGGUACACAUCUGAUCAGGCUCUACCUGCAGGACAACCAGAUCAACCACAUCCCUUUGACAGCCUUCUCAAAUCUGCGCAAGCUGGAACGCCUGGACAUAUCCAACAAUCAACUGCGCGUGUUGACUCAAGGGGUCUUUGAUAAUCUCUCCAACCUGAAGCAGCUCACUGCUCGGAAUAACCCCUGGUUUUGUGACUGCAGUAUUAAGUGGGUCACGGAAUGGCUCAAAUACAUCCCUUCAUCUCUCAACGUGCGAGGUUUCAUGUGCCAAGGGCCCGAGCAAGUCCGGGGGAUGGCUGUCAGGGAGCUGAAUAUGAAUCUUUUGUCAUGCCCCACCACGACCCCUGGGCUGCCCGUCUUUACCCCAGCUCCAAGUACAGCCUCGCCAACGACCCAGCCUUCCACGCUCUCUGUCCCAACCCCUAGCAGAAGCUACAUGCCUCUGACUCCCACCACAGCCAAACUUCCCACGAUCCCUGACUGGGAUGGCAGAGAAAGAGUGACCCCGCCUAUUUCUGAACGGAUCCAACUCUCUAUCCAUUUUGUGAAUGACACGUCCAUCCAAGUCAGCUGGCUCUCUCUCUUUACCGUGAUGGCAUACAAACUCACGUGGGUGAAAAUGGGCCACAGUUUAGUAGGGGGCAUUGUUCAGGAACGCAUAGUCAGCGGUGAGAAACAGCACUUGAGCCUGGUUAAUUUAGAGCCCAGAUCCACCUAUCGGAUUUGUUUAGUGCCACUGGAUGCUUUUAACUACCGAGCUGUGGAAGAUACCAUUUGUUCCGAGGCCACCACCCAUGCCUCGUAUUUGAACAAUGGCAGCAACACGGCUUCCAGCCACGAGCAGACGACUUCCCGCAGCAUGGGCUCCCCUUUUCUGCUGGCGGGCCUGAUCGGGGGCGCGGUGAUAUUUGUGCUCGUGGUCUUGCUCAGCGUCUUUUGCUGGCACAUGCACAAAAAGGGGCGCUACACCUCCCAGAAGUGGAAAUACAACCGAGGGCGGCGGAAAGACGACUACUGCGAGGCGGGCACCAAGAAAGACAAUUCCAUCCUGGAGAUGACAGAAACCAGCUUUCAGAUCGUCUCCUUAAAUAACGAUCAGCUCCUUAAAGGAGAUUUCAGACUGCAGCCCCUUUAUACCCCAAACGGGGGCAUUAAUUACACGGACUGCCAUAUCCCCAACAACAUGCGAUACUGUAACAGCAGUGUGCCAGACCUGGAGCACUGCCACACGUGACAGCCAGAGGUCCAGCGUUAUAAAGGCGGACAGUAAGACUCUGGAGAACACACACACGUGUGUGCACCGAAAGACACACAAAUUACAUUUGAUAAAUGUUGCCCAGAUGCAUUUGUGCAUUUGCAUACUCUGUAAUUUAUACGGUGUACUAUAUAAUGGGAUUUAAAGAAAAAAGUGCUAUCUUUUCUAUUUCAAGUUAAUGACAAACAGUUUUGUAACUCUUUGCUUUUUAAAUCUUAAAAAAAAAAUAGUUGCUGAAGUACUGUACAGGGUUGUACCAUGAGAACCCAAUGCCAAGGCUAAGGAGUGAUUCUUCCUCAUGAUGCACAUUCACCAUUUUACUGUUGAAGCUGUCAGAAUAAAUUCCUUUCUUAUGGUUGGUGGUCAGAUGAAAAGGCACAUGGAAACGGAUUCAUCAGGGUAGGCUACACAACAUGGGGAAAACAAGGAAUGGCCCAGAUAGAUAUCUUUAUGCUAUUUCUAUACUUCCUGGUGUGGAAGGAAAGUUAAAAAUUUCAAAGUAGAAGAAAGGAGGUAGUUACCCUGAUUUGACCCAAAGCAGGAAAUCUAGAAAGCAUCACGAGGAAGCCCGUUCCUGUAAGAUAAGUUAACCGAACCCGGCAGAAUCCAGAAAAUGAUGUGGGCUUUGAAAAGAACUUCAAACCCGGGGGCUGGCUUUCUGACUGGGAGCUUAAAAAUCACCCCUCACACCUCCCUGAUCCUAUGUGAUAACAGAGUUAGAGACUUGAGUCUGAUUCCGGCCAUCUUCAGGGACAGAUAGGAUGUUCCAGCAAGAAAACUCCCUUUAAAAGUGUUACUAUUCAAAUUAUAUGUCAGGUUGAAUCACAUUCAACAGAGAUAUAUUCUAGAAUACUUUUUUAGAAGAGGCUAAUAAAAUAACGGGAAGAAUUAUAUUGAAUGGAAUUAUUUUUGAUAAUGAGAAUUAUUUGGGUAGAUUCACCACAGCUAUGUCAACAUGAUAUUUAGACCAACAAGGGAUCAGUGUUUGGAAUAUACUAAACUUGUUAUUUAACAACUAUUGGUACCAUUUAGACAAAAGCAAGUGAUCAGUGAUUCUGCUACACUUCAUCAAACGACUUUGUUAGUAUCAUGUUGAAAUAGCUUGAAUUAAUACCUUUAUCCCCUUGCAAAUUUGUCUUCCAGUCACCUCACCUAUAUUUUCGUAACUAGCCGUUUAUGCUAGAUUUUUUCCCCCCACUCUGCUUAAACUUUGAAAAAGAAAAUGAGAUCCCAGUCUCGGGUCCACAAAAUAUCCAUACAUACUUAUACACUUUAAAAUGUAUACUAAUUUUCUCUGCUGAUAAUUCUAUAAGGACAUAUCAAAGCUGGCUGAAAUAAUGUAUUUUUUUAAAGCAAUACUGAGUUUCCACCUUGGACCGAUGUUCAUCCUAUUCCAUUUUUGAAAUUUCAUUUAUUCCCCCUCAGUCUUGGAUGUCCCUCUUCUUUCGGAAUUGUGGAGGGAUGAUCUAUCUUACAUUAGUAGGAUCACAUGGAACAAGUCAGAGAGCACAGGCUCCUUCCCCUAAUCUUGGCAGAGUGGGCAAAGAGCAGAGGGCAUAGAGAAGAGAGGGAUGUCUGUGCUUAAUUCUAGAUAUUUUCAAAGCAAUGCCCAUUUUCACAAAGUAUGUAUAACUCACUCCUUUUCAUCCCGUAGAUGUAGAAGGGCUAUCGAUCACCUACAUUAACUAAAAAAACACAUCAUUGGAAAAUUCCUUUUAAAAUCAAAUUCUGCCCUGUGUUGUGGAUUUCCUUUACCACUGGCCAUUUUUUAGGGACCUGUGAAAUUGAUGUCACACUCAUUUUGGCUUUCUCUCUCGCUCUUUCUCUGUCUCUCACUUUUAACAAAAUAGAACUGUGAUGUGUCUUCUUUGUAAGAGUUUAGGUAUAAAACGCUAUGCAAGUUUUUCUUUAUAGUAAGAGCUUUAUUUUCUUUAAUAAUGUACCCCCCAACUUAUAUGUUUUAAUCUCCCUUGUCCCUCAGAAUAAGCAGAACAUAUAACUGAAGUUAUAAUGUUGUAGAGGCAAGAAUCGAAACGGCAGUCAGUUGAACUGAAAUUAGCUGUUAAUUAAUUUGAAUUAAUUCUAAAGUGACUUAGGUUUCCAUAUGAGUUUAUUAGCUAGCAAAAUCUGGCUGUUGCUUGUUGAAAGCUAAUUCCACACAGCAAAGGGACAAGACAGUCUGUGAAGGUGAUCAGUGUUAACAGUAAGCCAUCUACCAUUCAGGACAAUGACAUGGGGUUGUGUGUAUUUAACUGGAUAAUUCCCUUCCACUGUUGUCUUCUCCUUGGCUGUGUAGAUAAAACUAUGUGUUCACAUUAUGGUACUUUGACUUUUGAGGGUUUUUUUUUCUCUUUUAUCCACAAAAUAAUCAUGCUCGUUUAUUUAUAUUGUGUAUCUAACCCCCAGCAUCAUAUUUGGCUGCUGAAACAUUUUAGUUUCGAGCCAAGACCGAUGUUGGAAAGGUUUCUAUGAUGUCUUGUGGGAUUCACAGAAUUAUUUGGGGCUUGAGUGGUACAAUGAAGUCCUAGUCAUGUGAAGGGGCCUCUGCUAAAAGACGUUCCUGAAGAGAUAGAACCUAGUUACAGUCUUUGCUUUGAUCUUGCGCACAGUAUGACGGAGGCUGCUAAAAAUAAGAUCAGUGUCUCGUUUGUCAUAGCAUACCUGGGGCUCUCACGCCAGGAUAGGAAGCCCAUCACGGAAUUUGUAAUGUCUUAGGUGUCUUAGGAAAACUGCUGAAUAACCAACCGUCAGUGUUGGCUUAGGCUUUGAUUGGCAUCUUCAAUCGCGGGAAGUGUGUUUUGCUGAAACAUCUACCCUCUAAUGGAGCCUCUCUUGCUGCCAUUGUUAUGUACUUUGAGAUUAGGAAGAGUCACAGUUGAAGAUGCAGGCCAGGACCAUGAACCAACAAGACAUACACCCUGGCUUAUAGAAUUGGAUGCUAUUUGACCAAACAAGCUGAUUUCAGAUAACACAUGGCCACUUUCAGAGCUAGGCAACUGUCACCGUGCAGAGGAAAUUCUAAGAGUGAGAGGUGUAGCCGUGAUCACACAGAUGUUAUUGAUCGUUAUUCAUUCCCAGGGUUGUCAUUAAUACCUGCUUGUUGUGGGGAGAUGUGUUUGAACAGGGAGAGGCUCUGUGCUCCCCUCAAAACUGUCAAAUACAUUAGCAGUUCAUCACAACGGAUGGCCACAGGCAGAGACAAAAAGUGUGUUUCCUUGCCCGGUUUCCUUGUAUGAGAAGUGGAAAGCAUUCUAUCCCCUGAGAAAUAAUGUGAUUUCUAAUUACCUGGAUGUCUGUUGGAAAUAUAUAAGAUAUGUUCCCCAAGGUUUAAAAAAACAAACAGUGUUGCUGUAUUGUGACCAGUCUGGCAAAAAAUAUUAAUGAAGUCGCUAAUUUUAAGGCUCCGUUUCCUACCAGUGCCGAUCAUGAUGGUCUUAGUCACUUCCCAAGAUCAUAACUUACUUCCCCACGUGGAGAACCAGCUCUGCAUGCGGUGAGCAGAACACCCAAUGCAAGCAAAAGUUACAGGGAACGGCUGAGGCAGAUCGCCUUUUGACAGUGAACUGUUUAGUUUUCAUCAAUUUCUUUGUUUACAGCAUUUUUCUCUACCCUACAACAAGGAGACAUUGAGUUUUACGUUAGAACAAGAACAGUUUUGCCCAUGAUUUACCUUUCCAGCUUCAUGGGAGUGCAAAGCAAUUUCUUUGUGCCGCAAAGGGCAAUACAAAUACAAAACAAACAAACAAACAGCUCUCCUAAUUCUUACUCUUGUCAAAACUGACCUGAUGCUCUUUUUUAAAAAGUCAAAAUACUAAUGAAGAAAGCUAUGGCUUACAUCCUUUUCUGAUUUCUACAUCAGGGCCAUAAGACAAUUGACCACUGGGGGAUGCUUGUCACAGAAUGUGGGGAGAAAGUUUUGUCCAUGUAUGAUACUGUUGUUACAACAAACCGAUCAGAUUCUUUUGCUAUAGUUUUCAUUUUUCUUUUUCUAGAGGCACAUCAUCCACCAGAAGAGCACAAAGCAAGGCCAUCGUAACAGGCAUUUUUAAACUAGUAUGCAACACACACGUAUGUGCACACACACACACAAACAUGCACACUGAGGCAUUUAUGAAGAUGUCCAUGGGAUAUAAGAUUUAUAACUUUUUGAGGCAAGGUGAAGGCGUCACCACUGUCUGUCCCUCUAAGACCAGUAUAUAUUCACCAAAAGUUAAUCCCAAUGGUUUGUUUGAACCACAUGUUGAUUUCCUUCUGGUUUAUGUUUAGUGUGUUCUCAUAACAAGGGACUGCAAGGGUCUGGAAGAUUCUGUAUCGCACGUCCUCUGAGACCUACCAUGCCGCACACCUUGUUAACUACAGACUUCACUCUACACUAUACAGUACCUUGUUGAUAUAUUCAGUAAAGGCUUAUUUUAAAAGAAAACCACAUUUUGUUUAUCUGAGUAAGUUCAUUGGGUUAUAGCCAACACUUGCGUUGUUAAUGUGAAAGAGAAAUUGUUAAUGUGGAAGGCUUCCUGAUGAUGCAUGAGGGUGGCAGGAAUAAAGGAGGUGAUAGGAUUUUUCCUUUUCUCCUACCUUGAAGACAACUUCUGUUUUUAAAGCCAUUUAACCUUUUGUGUGUGUGUGAGGGGUUUAUAUGAAAUCUUCAUGUUCUUUUCUACUUCCCGACUAACUUGUGUGUUUGUCUGCAUAUCUUUUCAGUAUACACCAUACAUCAAGAAUAUUGUUUUGUAUUUGUGAAAUCUGUAUUCUUAGGAUAGAGAUAAAUACGAAUGUAGUUAUCCAAUCAGAAUAGCCCCCCCCCAUUUCAUAACAUACACUAUUGGUUUUAAAAUGUCAAUUUUUCUUAAGAAUUCCCAUGGUACAUUUCUACUUCAGAUUUGUUUAUAGCUCAUGCACCCAUACUUCUAAUGAGCACUCAUGAAAAUGUAUCUAUUCACGUGCUCCAGUUCAACUCGGAUUAUUCUCACCAUUUUGCCAGACCCCUUUCCUCUAACUCUUUAAUAAUGUAUUUGACAGAGAUUAAAUCAGGAAACAAAAUCACGACACUUCAGUUAACUAGUAUUAAUUAUUUUAGAAUCUAUGUUGGAAAAUUAAGUAUGCAAGACAGUGGUCACUGGUGAUUUCUAUUACACUUGGGAGAUUUUGUGUCAAAUAAUGUCCAUGCAACUCUCAGUUACUUUUACCAAGAAUUGCAGACCUUAUUCUGUGAAGACCAGACUCUUAGUCAAGGAAUAAAAUUCGUUAAAAAAAAAAAGUUUAUUACAAGUCAGCAUUUGCCUGACUUCAGAAGUUUUGUAGAAGAAUAAAAUACAGUCUUAGGCAAGUCAAGCACACCUUCUACUUCCCUGUGUUCCUAAAGAAAUCUGUCUGUUCACCCAAAGUAUUUAUUUUUCAUGUACCUUCUACAGAAUUCUAUGUUAGGUUCUUUUGGGGAUUCAGAGAAAAAUAUGACUCUACCACUAAGGAGCUCACAGAUUGUGCAAGAAGCUUGUUUUCGAACACAUCCCGGAGUCUCAGAGACCAUGUAAUAAUUUUACAUUCUCUCAACCUCAACAGAGUAUCUAAGGUGACAAGAGAAAUAGACGUACUUCUUGAUACAUUUGAUGAUGCAUUUGUUGUAUAUAUUAGAUGAUUUUGGUGUUUAAUAGAUGACGCAAAGUGAUGGUGCGUUGAUGAAAUUAGAAUUGAAUUUGAAUCAAAUUUUCAAACAUAUACUAAGUAAUUGAACAUUUAGGAAUUGUGUUUGGUAAUUAGACAUGCAACUUUAAAUUUCCACUGGGCGCCAGAAUAUAAAUUAAUCUAAAACAAUAAAUAAUGGCACCUGACAAUUCUUGAGCACCAAUGUAAUGCCACAUUUAGAAUGCUUUGAUACAUGUGGUCACAUUUUGUCUUCAACUAUGUAAGGUGUUUCAUCUUAGCUUUUCAGCAUGUAAAACUUCCCAAGAAGUAUAGCGAUUCGUCCCUGAUCAUAAAACCUGUGAAUGGCAGAGUCGGGCGUUAACCCCAAACAUGAUUCUUAGACUCUUAAGUACUUUCUCGCCUCUUAAAUUGACUAGCUUUGAGAUGGACUAGCCUUCAGGACAACUUCAUUGUCAACGGUUAAAAUUUGUGAUGAUCGAGAUAUCACAACAUCACUCUGAGGACACAUAUAUUAAUUAUUGUUUGUGGCAAAUCAAAGAAACAUUCUAAAAACCUAAAAAUAUUUGUCUUUCAAAUCCCAUUCCUGUUUUUUUAAGAGAAAUUCUGUGUUUGUUAUUAUUGGGUGGCUGCACAUUUAUCUGACUUGAGAGCUUCAGAUGGAAUCAAGAUAUGCCUACACCCACGGGGUGAGCUGAAAGAACUAUUAAAAGGACUUGAGUGAGGUUAUUUUUAGUAAUGAGUUUGUUUCUUACUCGAGAGGUUGCUCGAAGUAUUUUGUAGAGCCUGCUGAAGAUGCUCAUAUGUCAGAAUCUAUUAGGGCCUUAGCAAACUGGCUCCUGGAUUUACAAUUUUUUUUGAUAGCACAAAUAGAAAAUGUGCUCUUUAGAGGAUAUUGUAGGAGCUUUGUUUUUAUUAGUUAUAUGGAAAGUUAAGGAUAAAGCAUCUGUAAUGGUACACUCUAAAAACAGAGGUCUUUUUAGCACACACACACACACACACACACACACACACACACCAAUUGAUGAACCCGUUUGCCCAUUUUCUUGGUGUGAAGUCUAAACUAAAUGAAAAAUUCAUUACAUCCUUAAGGAGAUUCUUGUCAUUUCUGUGACAUAAUCAACUUCCAUAUUGGGUCAAUCUAUUCCUAACCAAAUAUCAAAUUAUGCUGGUUCAGACUCUGCUAAACUCCCUGGUUUGGGUAGGAUGGGCCUUUGUUAGUUUAGUUUUGUUUUCAUUUCGCAACUAUUUGAUGAAGCCUGGUAAGUUUUGGUGCUGAAUAAGAUUGCUUUCUGGGACAGCAAACUUGGCAUCAUCAGAAAUCUUUCCUGAAAGUUAUGGUACUCAACACAUGGGCCAGGUUUUUCCUGUCUCUUUGCCUCCUUUGAGCACUCGCACUCUUACAUUUGAGUAAUCAUAGAGCAGUUCUACUUACAGUGCUUACAUGCUUUCUCAAAUGUUUUUUCUCCUCUCCGUUUCCUAACUCUGACAUGGUUAAGACCCUUCCUGUAUUCUCUAGUCCACCUGCCUCUUUCCUACACGCCGUGGGACAAGGUAUAAUAGUCCAUAAAUAAUGCCUGAUCGUGACCAGGCAUUACCAUGAUUUUAAGAGAGAACUCAAGCUCUUUGUAUGACAUAAUGUGUCAUAUAUACAUUACUCUCUGGCAUUCCUUACUAGUAUGUCCUCCUCAUUCAUUAUGUUCUCUGGACUAGAUAGAUACUUGAAAUCAACCAACAGUCUCUCUCUAAGAAAUGUCAACGCUUCCAUACUGCUGUAGCUUUACUCGACGUUGUUUAUCCUAUGACAUUCACUUUCUUCUUUGCUUGGUGAACUGUUCCUUCUUUAAGAUAUGACUCAAGUGGCCCCCACCUUUGGGAAGCUUCUCAAAUCACAUCUGUCAACUAUCGGACUCCUUUGUGCAGUUAAUAUAACUUUAAAAUACUUUUCUUUAUGGCAUCUAUAUUUUGUGGGUUUUCAUGGGUAUGUUUCAUGCCUAUAUUUUAACCCCCCGGAGACAGAGGACAGACUCUGGCAAUUUUUGUAUCUCAUCCAGUGAUGAGUAAGUACAGUGUUCAGCCCUGGGCAGGUGUCUCGUACAUGCUUUUGGGUAAAAUGUGAACAGAGCACAUGGGACAAUGAAGUGAUGUCAGGUGUCCCCAAACAGCAGCAGCUCAAAUAACAGCUACCCUGUCAACCUCCUACGGCUGGAUGACUUUCUUAAAAGCCUCCGAAUGAUCGGUGGAAUUCUGGAUAUGCAGAAUCAGACUUGCUCAGAAGCUACAAUAUGAGUUUUGCAAGAAACAAAACAUAAAUUUCCUAAAAAAAUCUCUUGUUUACCCAUGACUAUUUUUAGCGAAAUUUUGUUUUCAUGAUUAUUUGUUGAUCACACAUUUAUCUGAUUUGAAAACUUUAUUAUGGAAUCAGGAUACGUUUAUACCUACAAGGAAGGCUGAGAGAACUAUUCAAAUGAUUUGAAGAACAUCCUUUUUAUAUUUUACAGAAAACCCCAAAACUCUGAGCCAACUUGCAAAAAGGCAUAUGAAGACAUAGCUUAAAGAAUUGUCUUACCAGAUGCCAUCAUCAUGAGAAGUACACAAAGUAUGGAUAGACAUAAAGUCAAAGUAAAACAUUUUGACACUUUGCUAGGCAUGAUGAACUUUUCACGUGUAAAAAAGUAGAUUGGUUUUUUGCAUCGGCAAUAUCAAAAGGGACAGUCGAUAUUCACUGUGUCAUAUCUUAUACCUAAAAUAUGGCAUGUAUCAUUUAGAGGUCCACAUUGUAUUAUCUUGAUUAUUUUCUCUACAAAUAAAUAGUUCUCUUCUAGAAAUGAUAUUCCCAUAAAGAAUGAUGCAGUGGAGGUGGUAGUUAUUAAAACCUCAAACGUGAAACAGGCUGACUUAUUUUGGAAACCUGUCUCUGCCAGUUGGCUUUGUUAAUAACUUAUACUUUAUGGUCAUCAGUUUCCUUUACCUGAAAUGGAGACAGUGAAGUCUAACUCAUAUGGGGGUUGCCAGAAGUGCAGGUAUGUAGAGCAGUUAACAGUUUGUCAGACUCGGCAAGCAUUGAAUAAAUGGCAUCGGACACGAUAUAUUUUCAGACAGACCUCUUUCACAAGCACAGAGUGACAUAUUGCCCACUUUAUAUGAAGACACCCAAGUUCAUGAGUAUUAAGAUCAGCAUUAUACAAGAGUCAUGUAUUCAAAGGUAAUUAGCAUCCCAAAUUUCACAUACUUGUGUACAACCAUUAUCAAUACAGUCCAACAGGGAGUUUUCCAUUUUUUCUACUUUUUUUUUUUUUUUUUUACUGGAAAAGUUAGGGAAAGUGAGGCGCCAUAAGGUAGCACAGAACAAUACCACGUCCUCUGUCUCAUGAUGGGUGGGACCAUUGAGCAUCACUGUUGAACGGAAAAAGAAUAGACUUCUUUGUAGUGUAGCUAACAUAUUUCCUCUCUGAUCUUCAGAAUACACAUACAUGUGAUUAUUGCUAAAAAUUAGCACAGAAGUAUCAAAUGUGCUCUGAGAAUGAGUGUUCAGAAGACAUUGGGAAAUUAAAACUAAAAAAAAAAGCAAGAUAAUAAGUUUCUGCUCAAAAACCUAUAAUGUUAAAUGACAUGGUUUUAUUUCGUUUUACUAUAACCAACCAUAGGAUCUAUACCGGCACUUGGCUGGCAGAUAGCGGGGCUGGUAACAACCAAAUGGAAGAGCAUGUUAAUGGUUCUGCAGUGUAGAUGUGACAGUCUACCAUCUGUCACCCAGUUACUUUUUGCAAUCAAUGUCAUUCUUCAUUUUGUAAUCUCGUUGUAAUUAAGAGGCAUACGUCCUCUUUGAAUAGGUCAUGUUCUUUUUUCCUUUGGUGCAUGGUAAUUGAUGGUAGUGAAAACAGGCUCAAAACAGGUCACUCAUUUGGGCUCUAUAUCAGCGUUAUUUUCCUUUUAUCCUGCCUUUCCUUGUUUAAUAAAGGCAGAAGGUUAGCCAUUCAGAUGCUAAGGGAAAAAUGCUUUCUCUUCUAGUCCUUGACUGCAGAGUUUAAUUGGUUUAGGGGCAGCUAUUCGGCAGGGAGAAGUCAAUAUUGGCAUUCCCCUGGUCUAUAGCCAAUUUCUCUUCUCUUUGGGCUGGUGUCUGUUUUGAUAGCUUGCCUCCCGGCUUUUUCUGUUGUUAACUUUUUACAUAUUGACUCUUACUAGUUGGAAUGCAGUGUGCUCCACUAGUGGAUCUUGAAUAAGAGGGAACCAUUUGCUUUGUAAUGGAGGCCAAUCACCUCUGACAGAAAGCACCAGUUUCUAUACAGCCUAUUGUAUGGGGCUUACUGAACAUGAUGAACCUCUCUGAUUCUGAGUUUGAAUGUGUCCAGAGUUUUCCUUGCUCCAUUCCAUGGGCCUUGAGCGUAUUUAUGCUUCUAUUUCCUCAUCGGUCCUUGAGGUAAUUACAAUAAUUACCUCAGCAGCAACAAUACAGCAAGGUGCCUGGCACACACUAAAGUGUUCAAUCAAUGUCAGGCGCUUUCUGAAAAUAUGGGGAAUUAAUAUCCACAAAGUAGGAUUACACACCGUGGAUCUCCUUUGGAUCAUGGGUCAGACCAUUCAUCUCUCUGGCCUAUUUCUUCUUGUUGAGAGCAUAAGACUUUGGUUGAUUUCUUAAGUUCUUCUGGACUCUCAAUUCUGUUUCAUUCUUGUCAAUUUUCCAUGAAGCUUAGCUAUAGUGAAUUGGGCUGAUUUAUGCCAUGUGUUUUCAUGAAUUUCAGGAAGAUAUGUAUGGGAGAGAAAACAGGGAGCAUGCAAAAAUUCCAUUUCAUUGACUUUAUUACAAAGACUAGCAUGUCCCCCAUUAGUUACAGCAACAGUAAACUGAAUAUGUUUGGAAAGCAUCAUGCACAAGUAUGAAAAGAGCCUUGGAAUCACAAAGAGCUCCCACUUGAUACCUGUGUGUUAUUAAUGUUCCUAAACCUCAUUUUCCUCAUAUGUGAAAUAGGGUAACAGUGCUUGUGAAGAGUCAAUGAGAUAAUUUAUGUCAAGUGUUCGGUGCAGUAACAGAUUCAUUCAAGCUCAUCAUGGCUGAAAAAUUACAAAUGAAUAGAAAGAGAAGCAAGUGGAAACAAAGCUCAUUCUUAUUAACUCAAUUAUCUUUCCCCCAAAAGAGAGAAAUUCAAACUAUGUUACUAAGUAGACAUAUUUAUAAAAUACUUUAUUUCGAUAAAAAAUUAUUAAAGAUAGAUUUCCCUACAAUAAAACUUGUAUAAAACAAGAUUGUUUCUUAAAAUACCGAGUGCAUCUUCUAUCUUUGUAAGCCUUUUAUGUAAUAGCUAUUAAACUUUAAAUAUUCAACAGAAAAGAAAUUAUGAUAAUACCCAGGAAAAUGCUGAAUGAUAAAUGUACUUUAUUUUUGAUGAAAUAGAACAGAUUUUAACACUGACUGUGCCACUUCUUAUCUUUGAACCCUGAAAAAAUAUACAAUUGUGGUCUUAAAAAUAAAGAAAGAGUUUUUAGAACAAUUAGAAAAUACUUCUUUCCAGGGCCGUCAAUACAUUUAUAAAGCCAUGGCUUACCAGGUAGCAAAAGGAUGUUAAUUUGAAAAUAUUUACCUUAAAGUGGUUGCCUAAGAAUCCCAGACAGUAAGCAAUAGCUUUAAAUGAUCACAUCAUACAUCUGAAUUUAAUAAUGAAACAUUGCUUUAUUAAGGAUGUUUAUAUAAUGCAGACUUUCCAAUAAUUUAUACCAUCUAAUGAUGGACACUUUAAAUAAAUAGCUUGUAGCUAUGUACUUAGAAAGUGAUCCUUGGGACUCAGAUCGAGGUAUCAUUAUCUGUUCACUUCUUUUACAAGCUCACUUAUUCAUUAUGUCCUUGUUAUGGAAUUUUUAAAAGUUUGUUACUUCUAUGAAAAGAAUUUAGUAAAAUGUAACCAAGUUAGUACAAUAAUUAUUUUCGAAAGUUAGUUAAGCCUUAUGCUACCUCUGUAAAGGACCAAAAUCGCAUUUUAAAGGAAUUUAUCAAAGCAAAUAUGACAAAAUUACUUAAUAGUAUUUUUUUCCAAACAUUAAAAUUCUGCCUGGCAGUUUAAGAACUUACAAGUAAAUCAAAGAUGAAGUCAUCUGAGGGAAAAGUACGUAAUUGUUAAUCAAUUUUGCAUAGUGAAGGAAAUUCAAAACUUCAGAGAUAUGCUUUUGAAAUAAUUUAUUUUAACAAAGCUUUCGUUAAUGAAAGAAUUACUACAAAGUGAGUCUAUUGUAGUGUAACCUGAAAGCCAGUGCAAGCCAGUGCAACUGGAAAAGUAAACAACAAACAAACCAGCAUAGGGAAGAAAGAUAGAAAAUGUUUACAUAAAAUUACCAUGUUAAUGGACAAAAAGCCCCCAUCAAAAACAAAAUGAAACACACACACACACACACACACAAAUGUUUUACAGAGCAGUGAUUAAAGUAUGGGCAAAUAAAUUGGGGUGUGAAAUGCAUUUUUAGGGAAAAACACACAAUGUGUUUUGUAGGUACAUGAAUCAGCACACUUACAUAUACAAAUCAUUUGUGGCAUGGGUACAAGAUAAUCAGGUUUAGUUUAGAAAAUGUAAUAAAAAAGAAACAUCGAGACCAAGAAGUUAGCAAAAGAAUUAACAAGUAGUUUAAAAUAUUAACCAUCCAGGGGCGCCUGGGUGGCUCAGUCGGUUGAGCGUCCAACUUUGGCUCAGGUCAUGAUCUCGCGGUUUGUGGGUUUGAGCCCCGCGUCAGGCUCUGUGCUGGUGGCUUGGAGCCUGAAGCCUCCUUCAGAUUCUGUGUGUGUGUGUGUGUGUGUGUGUGUGUGUGUGCGCGCGCGUGUCUGCCCCUCUCCUGCUUGCACUCUGUCUCUCUCUCAAAAAUAAAUAAACAUUUAGGGGAAAAAUAUUAACCAUUCAAGUACUAGAAAUUUGAACUGCUCUUAUUAAAAGUUAUUUGAGAAUCCACAGCAUAUAUGAUGGUGGAAAUUGCAAUGGUUUUAGAGUUCAAAUACUGGCUCAUUGACUUACCAGCUGUGUCCCUAGCCAAAUAAUUAACCACUUUAAUAUUUGGUAUCUUAUAUCUAAAGUGCUAUAAUAAAAAAAACCCUAUCAUUGUG